ACCUCGUCUUGUAGUUCUCCCUGCCAAGUGCCAACCUAGCUCUUCAACUCUGCAAUUUGCCCACAAUCGGUCCUUCCUCGUCGGCCAGACGUGAAAUUGCUGUCUGCUUCCUGAAAACUAGCGCACGCAGCGCCGCCGCAGCAACUAACGUCGCACUUAGAAGGAACAACUGGUGAUAUCGACGGGAAGGGACCAGCCGGCUAGGAUGUGGGGUGCAGACAGAAUCAGUGGGUUGCCAAGCAGUGUUUUGGAUCACAUUCUGACGUUUUUGCCGCUGCGAGAAGCAGUGAGGACGAGUGUUUUGUCAAGGGAAUGGAGGAACAGAUGGGUAAAUAUGCCUGCCCUUGUCAUCGAUGACAAGUUUGGUAAGGUAGUGAGACCAGUCGCAGCUGCAGGUUCACCUGAUAUAGCAGCUGCUGCUAACUACAAACUUAUGUUGGAUAUUCUCAACGUUCUCAUGCACCACCGAGGUCGCCUAAAGGAGUUUUCUUUUUUGAUUCCUGAACUAAGAAGCUCGUUUCCCGACCAUCGGAUUGACCAGAUCAUCGACUUUUUAAACAUCAAACAUAUUGAGUCGCUGGCUAUUGAGAUCACAGACUAUGUGCUGCCAAGGCGAAUUUACUCCUUCACUCGACUCAAGAAGUUGAAGUUGUGUGGCUGCAAGUUCACAUCCUCCAACGUCGAAUUUGACAGUGCUUCGUUUGCUGGGCUCGACGUUCUCGAGCUUAUAGGUUUAGCGGUACCACAAGUUGAUGAAGCUUGUUUCAGCUUCAACUGCCUGUUGCUUUCUGCAUUGACCAUGGAAGGUUGCGGCCAUCAUACCAGCAAGAUUAGCAUUGUCAUUGAGGCUCCUAAACUAGAAUAUUUCCGUCUUUUGGGGAGCUUCAGCUUCCUGGAGUUCAAGCAUACCCCACUCCUCAAAACCGUAGAUGUCCAUCGAGAUUCCAGCAUCAAUAUUGUGGCCAAAGGCUACUCAAACUUUUUGAACUUUGCAGUCGGUCUUCCAGCAGUGGAGCGGCUUUCUGUCUCUGGUUCUUUCUACGACUACUUGACUAUCGGAGCUGAACAUGCAAUUAAGUCUUGCAGCCGGUGGUGUACGCUUAACCUGAAGCAUCUAAGAUUGGAUGAUUUGUGCCUCGGCUCAACUCUUACUGCCUAUCUGUGGUCUGGUUUUGGCUUGAUGAAUUCCUCCGCUGGCUUGACUGAAUUAAUCAUCAACAUUGGGAAGCCACACAAAUCUGGUAAUGUAGAACAGGGUUUGAAGUAUAUAAACAAUUACAAUAGUAGGAAGCUAAGGCCAAAACUGAAGCUAGUGAAGGUGAAUCAAUUUGACGGUACAAGGCUGGAAAUGGCUUUGGUACGAUCAUUCUUGGCGACAUCACCAGCACUUGAUAAGAUGGAAAUUGAGUUCUCAGCCGGCAUUGGAGUUGAAGAUCGAUGGUUGAUUUGUCAAGAGUUGUUGGAAUUUACACGGGCCUCGCCUACUGCCCGAAUCACGAUAAAGUAACUUGUAGCUAUAGCCAGUAAGCUGCCAAUAUGUAUGCGUACCACCCAUCAGAUGUUGUCUAGCAAAGGUUUCUACAUGAAGAUGGUUGGGUUUAUGGAUCUGAUGGUCGAGAGGCGCUUGUCUCCCAAGCCUAAGCGGGUGGUCAUGUUGUUAGUUAGGUGGAAGCUGGUAACUUGCAGCCUAGGAAGACAAGCCAACUACAAUUCCCAAGUUGGCAGUCAUUGAAAUUGACCCCAAAAUCAUGUGAAGAACAAACACCCUUGACUUCUUGUUUUCUAUUCAUCGUCACAGACUGAUUUAUUAGGAUCCAUAUUGUUGUGUACUCGGCUUUCAGUGUCUCCAAAUUCUUGUGCUUUCUAUGUAUUUUUUGUGGAUGGCCAUAUCUUUUUUUGCUGACAAACAGGAUGUUGCAGGGAUCGCUGGUGUGCUUGACAAAGCUUCAGGUCUUUUGUCUUCCUCCAGCAAAUAAAGAGGUACACAGGACCAAGAGUUCUUUGUACACUGCAUCAACUUGUGUAUUGUCCUUUUUCCCCAAUAACAGCUAGAACCCUACUUCUUCCUUUUUAGCUCUAGUGUAAGGGCAGAAGAAUGAGAUGA
Molecule: messenger RNA, 2104 nt
Organism: Linum tenue
Lineage: Eukaryota; Viridiplantae; Streptophyta; Magnoliopsida; Malpighiales; Linaceae
Source: the annotation of a GenBank genome assembly